GCGUGAAGAUAACUAGAAAGGUUUUUUUCAUUUAUUUAUGAGAGAUUUCAAUGUUUUAAGAAAGUACUUGAUGCUUUCACCAGGAACAUAGAAUUUGAAGGCAAUAAACUUGCCUAUGAUUGUUUCGAAGGAAAUGCUUCUACAUACUCGAUUUUUAGACAGAUCUGCAUUAUCGAUCUGAACGGAAAAACGCCGGCGUAUUAUUUAGAAAAUAAAAAAAUAUUAAAACUUCGCUUCUUCGUGCACCGUUCAAGGCAAGCCAGUGCGCGAUUUCUAUGAUGUGAGCUGACUCACAUCUCACACAUAGUGUCUUCAGUAUCGCCUCUCACCGUACUGUAUAAGUUCCACGCAAAUGUGUUAAUGCGCGAGUUGUGAGGUCAUACACCCACCUUCACAGGUGGUUCGUUUUUCAUUCAAACCGUGCAGUUGUAAGACGAACGCGCGAGGAUCUUUUAAGAACAUCCGGUUAAGUCCAAUAAUUCUUUUCACACGAUGAUCAUGAGGACGUUGUUCGCAGUUUAUCCAGUGUCACUGGUGUUCGUAUUCACGGUCACUGCCAUUGGCAGUAAUUACACAGAUAUUAAUCUACCACACGAACAUGUGAAGUAUUAUUUCAAUUCUUUUCCCACGGCGGCAGAAAAAUGCCACAAUGAUGCGGCGUGUCCAUAUAAGGAUAGUCUCGAUAGCAAAGCUUGUUGGGGCUACGAGGAAGAUUGCAAACCGGAAAACUCAUUUUCCAUUCCGCAUUGUCCAGGUGAUCAUAAAGGAUGGGUCGCUACAAAAAGAGCUCAAUUGGACACAUAUUAUGCACAAGGCGAUUUUGGAUAUAUACGCGACCAAAGAAAAGAGAUGAUGCUAUUAUGUGAACCAUUAUUUAUAGAUGAUUCAUCCUUAGAGUGUUCGGAGCAUAUGAGAUUCUGCAGAGCAAGAAACGUGAUGCUAAAUUUUACAGAUUUGCUGAACCGAAAGGAACCUUUACGAUACAAAAUGGAUGUAUUAAAAGAAGGUCAAAUUGGCGGUUACUGCACGCUGAACGAAAAGAGAUUACAGGAAAACGUGGAUCAUAUUAGCCCGCUACAAUCCUGGGGACCAGAAUUACGAAACUUUCGAAAAUUACUUCAUCGACCGAUUGUUCAUGGCGAUUGUGAUGUCGUCAUUGAGAAACCGACCUUCAUCAUGAAGAUAGAUGCUAUAGUAAAUAUGUAUCAUCAUUUUUGCGACUUUUUCAACCUAUACGCAUCAUUGCACGUGAAUCUCUCGCACCCAUCUGCCUUCGAUACAGACAAUCAUAUAAUGAUUUGGGAAAGUUAUAGCUAUCGAUCGGCAUUCCAAGACACCUUCGAAGCAUUUACAAGAAAUCCAUUAUGGGACUUAAAAACAUUUCGAGGCGAAACAGUGUGCUUCAAGAACUUGGUGUUUCCUCUAUUGCCGAGAAUGAUAUUUGGACUAUAUUACAAUACGCCACUUAUUUACGGCUGUGAAAAAUCUGGAUUGUUCAAAGCCUUUGGCGAUCAUGUGUUGCAUCGACUUCAAAUACCUCUUCAUCUAAGAAAAGAUCGGAAGAUUCGAAUAACAUUGCUAAGCAGAGAUACUCAAUACAGAAAGAUCUUAAAUGAAAAUGAAUUAGUAAAAGCUUUAAAGGAGAAUCCAGAAUAUAAAGUUAAUAAGAUAGUGUACAACAAAAAUGUUUCAUUCAAAAAGCAAUUGGAAAUCACUAGGAAUUCCGAUAUUUUUAUCGGUAUUCAUGGCGCCGGCUUAACACAUUUAAUGUUUCUGCCGGAUUGGGCAGCGGUAUUCGAAAUAUAUAAUUGCGAAGAUCCUAAUUGUUACAAAGAUCUUGCACGGUUGAGAGGUGUAAAAUAUUUCACAUGGAAAGAUACAUCAAAGUUAAUGCAACAAGAUCCGGGGACACAUCCUGAUGGUGGGGCUCACGCCAAGUUUACGAAUUAUAGUUUCGAUGUUAAGGAGUUCCUCAGAAUCGUUUCGCUUGCAAAAAAUCAUGUAAAGCAUCAUAAUGCAUUCAAAAAGUUUAACAAUUCUCUUGGCAAAAGACAAAAUGAUACUAGAACGAUAGAUAAUGAAAAAUCAGUACAACCUUCUAAUACUAAAGAACCAAUACGAUUACAAAAAUCGGAUAUAUUAUCCAAAGAUGAAUUAUGAA
This is a messenger RNA of Atta colombica, 2161 nucleotides long. It is a transcript of the gene Eogt, whose product is annotated as EGF domain-specific O-linked N-acetylglucosamine transferase. The record is from RefSeq and is a predicted model, not a curated record. The transcript has 10 exons. Bases 493 to 2160 code for a protein of 555 amino acids. Lineage: Eukaryota; Metazoa; Arthropoda; Insecta; Hymenoptera; Formicidae. Gene Ontology annotation, molecular function: protein N-acetylglucosaminyltransferase activity. Gene Ontology annotation, cellular component: endoplasmic reticulum lumen.